Molecule: messenger RNA, 1083 nt
Organism: Arvicanthis niloticus (Nile rat)
Lineage: Eukaryota; Metazoa; Chordata; Mammalia; Rodentia; Muridae
Gene: Cnr2
Product: cannabinoid receptor 2
Biological process (GO): G protein-coupled receptor signaling pathway
Cellular component (GO): membrane
Molecular function (GO): cannabinoid receptor activity
Source: RefSeq, a predicted model, not a curated record
AUGGCGGGAUGCCGGGAGCUGGAGAUGAUCAACGGAUCCGAGAGUGGCUUGGAGUUCAACCCUAUGAAGGAUUACAUGAUCCUGAGCCCCGCGCAGCAGAUUGCUGUGGCGGUUCUGUGUACCCUGCUGGGGCUGCUGAGCGCCCUGGAGAACAUGGCCGUGCUCUAUCUUAUUCUGUCCUCCUGGCGGCUCCGCAGGAAGCCCUCGUACCUCUUCAUCAGCAGCUUGGCUGGAGCUGACUUCCUGGCCAGCAUAAUCUUUGCCUGCAACUUUGUCAUCUUCCAUGUCUUCCACGGUGUCGACUCCAAGGCUGUCUUCCUGCUCAAGAUCGGCAGUGUGACCAUGACCUUCACAGCCUCUGUGGGCAGCCUGCUGCUGACUGCUGUUGACCGAUACUUAUGUCUGUGCUACCCGCCGACCUACAAAGCUCUAGUCACCCGUGGGAGGGCACUGGUGGCCCUUUGUGUCAUGUGGGUCCUUUCGGCAUUGAUCUCUUACCUGCCUCUCAUGGGGUGGACUUGUUGUCCUAGUCCCUGCUCUGAGCUUUUCCCUCUGAUCCCCAACGACUAUCUACUGGGCUGGCUUCUAUUCAUUGCCAUCCUCUUUUCUGGCAUCAUCUACACCUAUGGGUAUGUCCUCUGGAAAGCCCACCAGCAUGUAGCCAGCUUGGCUGAGCACCAGGACAGGCAGGUACCUGGGAUAGCUCGGAUGCGGCUAGAUGUGAGGUUGGCCAAGACUCUGGGCCUGGUCCUGGCUGUGCUGCUCGCAUGCUGGUUUCCUGCACUGGCUCUCAUGGGCCACAGCCUGGUCACUACACUGAGUGACCAGGUCAAGGAGGCCUUCGCCUUCUGUUCCAUGCUGUGUCUUGUUAACUCUAUGGUCAAUCCGAUCAUUUACGCCCUUCGCAGUGGAGAGAUCCGCUCUGCUGCACAGCACUGCCUCAUAGGCUGGAAGAAGUAUCUACAGGGCCUCGGAUCUGAGGGAAAAGAAGAACCCCCAAGGUCCUCAGUUACAGAGACAGAGGCUGAUAUGAAAACCAACAUGGGGCCGGGAUCCAGAACUCCAGGCUGCUCCAGUUGCUGA